AUGGAGCUCUUGCUGCGUGGAAAUGGAAUUCUAGGGUUCGUCGAUAGUUCAUUCAAAUGCCGCUUACCUUAUGAGUAUAAUACAGUCAAGGCUGUGAUUCGAGGUCGUGAUCAUGGUAUUUCUUUGAAAGAUCUUCGAUCUCAAUUGAAGGCUGAGGAAGCCACAAUUGAGGAAUCCACUCACAAUGUUCCAAUCACGUCUGCUAUGGCUGCCGCAACUCAGAAUUCCUCUUCUGGGUCUGGUAUGAACUCUGUUCCUUAUUCCCCUAUGCCUUAUGGGUCUCGUAAUUCUUCCUCUGGAUUUCAAGAUAAAGGCAAAGGCAAGAUGUUCUAUACUUAA
Prunus armeniaca (apricot) is the source of this 339-nucleotide messenger RNA. The record is from the annotation of a GenBank genome assembly. NCBI's taxonomy places the organism in Eukaryota, Viridiplantae, Streptophyta, Magnoliopsida, Rosales, Rosaceae.